Solea senegalensis (Senegalese sole) is the source of this 4013-nucleotide messenger RNA. RefSeq names its product protein phosphatase 1H-like. Gene Ontology annotation, biological process: protein dephosphorylation. Gene Ontology annotation, molecular function: protein serine/threonine phosphatase activity. The transcript is spliced from 10 exons. The record is from RefSeq and is a predicted model, not a curated record. NCBI's taxonomy places the organism in Eukaryota, Metazoa, Chordata, Actinopteri, Pleuronectiformes, Soleidae. The coding region runs from base 291 to 1871 and encodes 526 amino acids.
CGGACGCAGAGCUGUGAUCAAUGACGCUCCACGGGGAUGUGCGCGAUUUACUGUCAUAAAUAAGGACCGUUUGCCGUUUCCAAACACAGCGGGCCUCCAUCAAUGAAUGAAUGAAUGAAUGAAUGAAUGAAUGAAUUAAGCCUCCACCAUCUGAGGUUUUCCUCCUCUAGUCUCCUUUGAGAUCCGUCCGUCGUCGAGCAGCGCGGCCGAAGCUGGGGGGGAAUCCGGGGAAAGGGAGCCGCGGCGCCGCGCACCGGCCGACGGACGCCCCGCCGCGACGCGCCACCAACAUGCUCACACGGGUCAAGUCCGCCGUGGCCGGAUUCAUGGGUGGAAUCAUGGCCGGGGGGAGCUCCGGCGCAGGGGGCAACCCUGGAUCCGAACUGCCCCUGAAAUUUCCGUAUAAAAGACCCGAGUUCCUCGGCCUGAGCUCGGAUGAGAUCGAGUGUUCCGCGGACCACAUUUCGCGGCCCAUCCUCAUUCUGAAGGAGACCAGGAGAUUACCGUGGGCCACCGGAUACGCUGAGGUGAUUAAUGCCGGCAAGAGUGCGCUGAACGAGGACCAGGCGUGCUGCACAGUAGUUGUGGCCAGAAGGAGGCCGAUGAGCUACUGCCCCCAGUCGACGCCCAGCAACACGCCCACCGCCAAGAGACGCAGCUCCCUGCCUAAUGGAGAGGGCCAUGGGCUGCACAUGGAGCACAACAAGCUGGAGGAAGAGAGCGAAGGACUCGUGUUCCACUACUGGGCUUUGUUUGACGGCCACGCGGGUUCAGGCGCGGCGGUCGUCGCCUCCCGUCUGCUGCAGCACCACAUCGCCUGCCAGCUCCAGGCCGUGAUCGAGAUCCUGCGCAGCCCGUCCUCCCUGCCUCCCACUGUGCUGGGCGAAGAGCCCGACAGCAACCCCUACCUCCAGGGCAACACACCUCAUCGGUCCCUGACCAGGGCCGCUUCACUGCGCGGUGCCGCCGGGGCGCCGGGCUCCCCGUGCAGCACCCCGCCUCCGCCUCGCUUUUUCUCGGAGAAAAAGGUUCAGCACGAGAGUCUGGUGAUCGGAGCCAUAGAGAACGCCUUCAAAGAGAUGGACGCCCAGAUUGAGAGGGAGAAGCAGGCUUACCACGUCACAGGAGGAUGUACGGCCCUCAGCGUCGUCUACCUGCUCGGGAAACUAUACGUUGGGAACGCGGGUGACAGCAGGGCUGUCAUUAUUAGGAACAAUGAGAUUAUCCCCAUGUCAACGGAGUUCACCCCAGAAUCUGAGCGACGGCGACUUCAGUUCCUGGGUUUCAUGCAGCCUCACCUGUUAGGAAAUGAGUUCACGCACCUGGAAUUUCCCCGGAGAGUUCAGAGGAAGGAGGUGGGCAAGAGGAUGCUCUACCGAGACUUCACCAUGAACGGGUGGGCUUACAAGACCAUUGAUGAUGAAGACCUCAAGUUUCCACUAAUAUACGGUGAAGGGAAAAAGGCUCGGGUGUUGGCCACGAUCGGUGUGACGCGAGGGCUCGGCGACCACGACCUCAAAGUUCACGACUCCAAUAUUUACAUCAAGCCAUUCCUUUCCUGUUGCCCCGAGGUAAAAGUAUACAACCUAAUGCAGUAUGAGCACGGAGCUGAUGAUGUUUUGGUGAUGGCAACGGACGGGCUCUGGGAUGUCCUGACGAACGAGGAAGUAGCUGAGGCAGUUACCACUUUUCUAGCCAACUGUGACCCCGAUGACCUACACAGGUACACGAUGGCGGCGCAGGACCUGGUGAUGCGAGCCCGGGGAGUUCUAAGGGACAGAGGGUGGAGGAUCACCAAUGAGCGACUGGGCUCUGGAGACGAUAUCUCGGUCUUCAUCAUACCGCUGAUGUAUGGAAAUCGUCAGCCUUGAGGAGCCUGACAGAGAUGCUGCCAUUCAAGGACUCCCUAAGGCUCUUAAACCAACAGGACUGGUUAGUCCUGAACUCAAAGUUCCCUUUUCAGUUUCUGCUGUGCUGGUUUCUCUCUUAUUUUCUUCCUUCAAAGUUCAAAGUUAAAUGGAAUAUGUAGAUUUGUUGGUGCUUGGUUUCUCCACAGGAGUGAAGGAUUGAUCGGCUACCAGUUAGACAGAUCAGGUGAACUGAAGUGUGACCCAAUUUUUUAUUUUUAUUUUUUGGUAAAGUUUGAUCAAGAAACGAAGGGUAAAAGCAUUUUUACAGGAAGGAUCAAGAACUGACUUUUUCUUUCUCAUUAACUCUCUUAAUGCUGUACAAUAUUUGGCUUCCCCUCUUUCUACCCUCUCUUUCUGUCCCUUCUUUUUCCCUGAUGUAAGUUAAACGUGUUUACUGGGAAAAAAAAAACCAUAACCUUCUUCUCCUCCUGACCAUGGACAGAGCUGACAGGUCAGGUGCAUUUACCUUUUGCCACAGUGUGGCUGUGAAGGAUUAUUUUGCUGAAAACAAGUAACAUUUCCGGUUUGGAAAAAAAAAAAAAAAGAUGAAGACUUAAAAGUUAUUCCAGCAAGACUGAUAAGGAAUGUGUUUUACUGUUGGGACAGCAGAAAAACUGGGGAUCUGGGCUGAUAUGGGUCAAAAGAAGUGGCAAAGUUUGUAAUGAAAACUGCUCAUUAAUUCAACUUGUGUACUGAAAGAACAUGUUCACUGAAACAAAGUCAUUUAAUCUGAUUUUAAUUCCAAACAUUUCACUUUUGACUAAGGAAAGCAGAGCUUUGUUUGUUUACUACCACGGAUUUUAACAUUAGUUUUGCUUCAGAAGACCGUUAGCUAAAUGUAGCUUAGCACAAAAGAAACAGCGACACUUAAAGGGUUUAAACUUAUUUCAAAACCCCUAUAAAUAAAGCUCAUAUACAAGGUAAACAAGCUUUUGUAUUACCUUUGAAUUGACCCAAGUGAGCUAUUUCUGAUUGCUUCCAGUCUUUACACUAAACUAAGCUAACGGUCUCCUUUUCAUAUCAAGAAAGUUAUUGGUAUUCACUUCUAACUCUCAGCAAAUAAAGCAAAUUACCUUUUUUUAUUUUCAAUUUAAUACUUUCAAGAAAAAAUGGAUUUAAAUGUGAAAUGUAAUUUAGAUGACUUGCGAUCCCUGCUCGAAAAACUAACUGGUCCAUGCUGGUCUUUGCUAGUCCACCACCAUCAUUAUGCUGGUCUAUCAGCAUCAUUAUGCUGGUCUAUGAUGGUUCUUCCAGCAGGGAAUGUUAUCGCACUUUAGGCCAACCCACAUUACUCGCAGAGGAGCUGUGAUACACGUGGUGAUGAAGAGGCAAAUAUUCCCUGCAGCAGGGACGAUUAAAUAAAAUGAUAACGAAAUACAAUCAAAGUCAGACAGCAACGCCCUGGUGUUUGAACAUGUUUUGCAUGUUUUCUAAGCUGUAGACAUAACAGACUUGUCUUUAUAGGUAGAGGUUUGGAAUCAAUGACGUACUGUGUUUGGAUGUAGUGAUUUUACUGUACGUUAGUGCAUGCAGUGAUAUAUUGUAGGCCUGGGAAUAUGAGCAACGGUGCAAUGGUUUACACUGCUUUUUUUUUCUUGCUUUUUUUUCUCCUAUGGACUGAAUUUACAUUGCUGUAAUGUAUCAACGAAGUAUAGUAAUAACGUAAUUUGUUUGUAAAUGUGCUGUAAUCUUGCAAAUAUUUAUUAGGUUGUUCAUCCUUGAAAUAAUUGAAAUAAUAGCACCCUAGCAUAGUAGCUAGAUGUGACUCGUUGCAAUGGAAGACAAAGAAAAUCAGAAAUUGGUAAUAGCCAGACACAAAACCAAAUAAUGUCUUCUUUUUUGUACUUUUCUCCCAUCUUUUGGAAUGGAUUUCAGAAAGAAAGGCGGCUGCCUUGAGUUCAGUUUGUAAAGUCUCAUAAUCGUUGUGGCUUCAGAAGCUGAUGUGCAGAGUUCACCCCCUCCAGUCGUUAUUAUUAAUCAUCUGUAUUCUUGGAGCUGCACUGCUCUGCCACGGACACUGGGUUAAGAGGCAGGAGAUGGAAAGUAGCGUGUGGGAAGGAGAUUUCAGAGGAUUCUCAAACGGGAAAAAAUAUGAUUGACAUC